AGAUUCUCCCUCCCUUCCUCAUUCCUCCUCCACACCCACUUCAAUCCUGCCAUCCUCUCUCUCCCUCUCUUUCUCUCUUUCUCAUUCUCUUCUUUUUUCUCUUUCUCUUUGUGAGGAACAGGAUGAUCAAACCACAUUGUGAAGGGCGGGAUGAUUAAAUACCACCGCCCUUGUUAAAACACUGAUAAGCACGGCACUAGAACAGAGAUAAAGGGGACAGGCCGCUAUAAUUGGGAGAAACUGUUAAAGCAGCAAAAGUAAGGAUUAAUGAAUCCUGCAAGGUAACUUUUGCGCUUGCUUAAUGAGGAAAAUGAAUAUUACAGAUACGCCCCUGAUCGGAAAACUGCUCAUUACCAUUAACAUGCGAUGUAUGAUCUGGGAGGUAACAUGGGUGGGACGGAAGAUUGUGCACCUCAGCGCUCUGAUUGGAAGGAGCCAGAAGGGGAGGGGGAUUCAGUGAAAUGUAUUGUAUAAAAAGAGGGGGUUUUCCUUGUCUCGGUGUGUCUCGGAUUGGGAGGCACCCGGCUCUGCAUCGUGAUUGUGAGCACCGAGUUACAUCUCACAAGCUUGGGGGCUCGUCCGGGAUCAUCACCGGCCACUCGGCGGAGGCACGCAAGGAAGGGAAGGUGCACCCUGCUGAUUUCAGCAGUCUUUGAUCUCCUUGCUUGCCAUCAGUGGUUUGAGCGAGUGAUAUCCGGACAAGAGACUCUGGAAACAAGAGGGAAUCCGGAGUAAGGAAGGGAUCAAUGGAGCAAUUCCUGUGCACAGGACCUGGAUCUGGUGGCAUCGGGAAUCUUCUGGACUUGUCCCAGCGUAUCAGCCAGUGAUGUCUGAUUUUCCAGCAGCAUAAUGCAGGUAAGGGCUUGCCCUGUGAACCAGGUAAGACCCCUUUACCAGCAGGUCCAUUUGAGACCUUGCAAAUGAACUACAUUGAGUUGAAAAUAUGCCAGUGUUAUAAGUAUGUUCUUGUAAUUGUCGAUGUUUUCAGUAAAUGGAUUGAAGCAUACCCGACCACUGACAAUAAGGCCUCUACCAUUGUAAAAAUAUUGUUACGCAAAAUCAUACCACGAUUCGGUGUUACUGCGCGGUUAAGUUCAGAUAAUGGUCAUCAUUUUAUUGCUGCUGUAAACAAAGAAAUGACAUUGAUGGCAACAGCUCCAUUGUGCGUAUUGACCUAAGCCAUGGAAUGACCAUGCCCUCGCAGUGGUCCAUUUCCACCAGGUGACUGAGGAAAUGACAUCCUAUGUAUUAACCCAUGCUUUGCAAACUUCUCAUUCACAGGUCACGGCUGCAUAUGAUGAGGAGCCAGCGGUCAAAGUUCCAUCUAAUAUUGAGCCAUGUUGCUAUGUGCUGGUCAUGAACUGGAUGGGUAAGCACUUGGACCCAAUCCGACCGCUGCCAAGGUCGAGGCUCGUGCUGCAUGGGUUCAUCUGAACCACUGCAAAUUGAUUGGGGAGCACAAUCAAAAGGGGGGAGAAGAGUAAUUUUAUUUUCAACUCAGAGUUUUUAGUUUUUACAUUUCUGCUUUGCUUGGGAGUUGUAUCAUUAUAAGUUUAGUUUUGAAUCCUUAUUUUGCUAUAUGGUUAAGAAUAUGCGACUGAUUACUGGACUGACUGACUGAAGGACGCUUAAAUUGAGUGAAUAGUUGUUUAAGCUAAUUAAGUAAGAAAUGAACUUUUUGUGAGCCUUUGCAUAUUUCAGAUAAAUUAAAAUGAGGCGAUUCAUCCUGCUAUACAUCCUGAUGCUACUACAGAUGGAGGGAAAUGAAGGAAAAAUUUGACGAUGUGUCCCGGGACAAACAAGCAGAGUCUUUCACCUCUGCAAAAGAGAUGUGGUACAGUGCAAUGGCCCAGAUGCCUUUGUAUCCUGGGAUGUCACCAAGAUUGACUAUUGCAAUGGGAUACAGCAUCAGCCCGAUUGGCAGGUAGACUUAGAUAACCAACACCUAUGGGAAUUACCCUGUUGGUCUCUGGAGUGCAAAUUUGACUUUUUCUGCAAACGGUAUUCUUUGGAAGACAAACUUGGCAAAGGAACUAUCUACUGGCAGUGUCUCGUUCUAUUACAGAAUUAAAACCAAGGGGCUGCUGGCACAGAGUCCUCCUCUCGACUUUCCAAUCCAUUCUGUGAAAGCGGGAGACUGGGUUCUCGUAAAAUCGUGGAAGGAAGACAAGUUGCAACCCGUUGGACUGGUCCGUAUUUGGUACUAUUGACCACGGAAACAGCAGUGUGGACAAAAGAAAAAGGGUGGACACACGCAGUGCCAAUAAAGGGACCAGUGGAGCCUCCAGCUGAGGAGGACUGGACAGUAACACAAGGAACAAAACCACUGACUCUGAUCUUCGAGAAAGAACAAUUGAACUAAAAGAUUACAAUGCAGAGCUUGGCACUUGUGAUCGUCACUGUAAGUAAAUGUAUGGACAGCUGUGAUAAAUGUUACCACACCAUCAGGUAUGGCGGACUAACCAGAAGGUCUUUUACUUAUCAUUCCUAUGUGCAUGACUCGUGUUAUACCCCUAGAACCAGAACCAGUUGUAAGGAGGGGGGAGUAGAAUACUACUUAGUGCAGAAUUUGGGAUACACAGGAACGUGGAUGUACAGAACCUGCCCCAGAGGAGAGAGAUGGCUUUGCUUACGGAAAGCUGGGCAAUGGGGAACGGGGUCCCAGUUGGUGAAAGAAUAUUUAGACAAGGAGAAGGAAAUACUAGUAAAAAGGCUACAAGAAAAAGAGGUAACCCAACCAGCCCCAACUAAGAGACCUCAACUAUAUGCAUCCUUGUACAAGGAGAUACAGAAGCAGAUAGAAAUUCCUGAAUUGGGAGGGAAUCUCUUCGUGGACCUGGCUACCAGGAUUGCUCACACGCUGGAUGUUAAGGACUGCUGGGUUUGUGGAGGACCUCUUAUGAGUUCUCGAUGGCCUUGGAGGGGAUCAACUGUUGAAGUGUGGGAUCUAUUUGAGUGGAACAUCACGGAAGGAAGAGAUCGAGGACCUCAGGAGUGGCUCUUGACCAACACUCCAGUAGUGACGGAAUGUAUAGCCCGACCAAGGACUCUGGGGAAAGAAGAAGUCGGCAUCAGUCCUUGUCAACGCAUCCUAACCUUGUGGGAGAACCAGACACGGACCUGGUGGCCUGAGGAGCCUAAAUGGUAUCUGGCCGUAGAGGACUGGGGGAACUGUACAAUCAUCGCCCCAGUCAGAGACAAGACAGACAACGAGAGCUGGAUCUGGAACUGCACAGGAAACAACCCAUAUCAGGGGUUACCACUUACGGGACCUCUGGGAAAGUAACUUGGUUAGUGGACCUGCUCCGGAGGAAUUACUCUGGAUCUGUGGACAUAAGGCCUAUUCAGUACUCCCGGGAAAAUGGAGUGGAGCAUGUUUAUUGGGUUGGUGAAGCCGGGAUUCUUUUUGUUGCCAGCUGAAGGAGGAUGAAUGCUGGGCACACCAGUGUCUGAUGACCUACAGAGGAAGAAACGAGAGUUGGAGAUAGGAACCUGGGAGGAUGAUGAGUGGCCACCGGCCCGAAUCAUCUCAUAUCAUGGGCCAGCUACCUGGGCUCAGGAUGGUUCCUGGGGAUAUCGUACCCCGGUGUACAUGUUAAACCGGAUAAUCCGAUUGCAGGCUGUCAGAAGGCCACAGCACUAGAGAUGCUGGCAAAGCAGCAAACACAGAUGAGAACAGCAAUAUACCAAAAUCAAUUGGCCCUGGACUACACCCUAGCCAAAGAAGGAGGGGUGUGUGGAAAAUUCAACCUCUCUAAUUGUUGCCUGAAUAUCGACGAUAAUGGACAGGCAGUAAUGGACAUACCCGAAGGAAUCCGGAAAUUGGCACAUGUUCCGGUGUAAAAGUGGAACUCGAUCAUGGGCAUUGGAUGGUGGGAUUCCCUCCUGGGUGGAUCAUGGUGGAAAACAGUGGGACUUGUGAUCCUAUGUGUGCUGGCUGGGCUGAUCUUUAUCCCCUGUUGUGUACCUUGUCUUAGAGAGCCCAUAACCAGGAGCAUAAUCCAGAUGCAGGCUGUAGCGGUGCCCGUGGGGACAAAAGGGGAGGUACAUAAAAUGAUGAUCAUGCCACUGGGGAAGGUUCUGGAUCCAUAGAGAGAGGAAAUUAGGAGAAUGUUACAUCAGUUGGAGCAAAAGGGAUUUGAAAAUGGGGUUUAAUCAGGUCGUGCGUAGCAAAAAGAAAAGGCUGGAUUGUGAGGAACAGGAUGAUUAAACCACAUUGUGAAGGGCGGGAUGAUUAAAUACCACCGCCCUUGUUAAAACACUGAUAAGCACGACACUAGAACAGAGGUAAAGGGGACAGGCCGCUAUAAUUGGGAGAAACUGUUAAAGCAGCAAAAGAACGGAUUAAUGUAUGAUCUGGGAGGGAACAUGGGCGGGACGGAAGAUUGUGCACCUCAGCGCUCUGAUUGGAAGGAGCCAGAAGGGGAGGGGGAUUCAGUGAAAUGUAUUGUAUACAAAGAGGGGGUUUUCCUUGUCUCAGUGUGUCUCGGAUUGGGAGGCACCCGGCUCUGCAGACUCGUAAAUAAAAGAAUUUCUUGUUUCCACGACUUUGUCUCUGGCAUCGUGAUUGUGAGCAAUGAGUAACAUCUCACAUCUUCCUUUCCAUUUCCCUCAUCUUUUCUCUUCAUUUCUCUUUUCUCUUCCUCUCAUUCUUUCUGUGCCUCUCUCUCUCUCUGUCUCCUUAUUUCUAUUUUCUUUCUCUCUCCUCAUUCCAUCUCUUUUUCUCUUUCUCACACUCUCGUCGUCUCUCUUUUUUCUCUCACUAUUGUUUCUGUAUUUCUCGCUCC
Leucoraja erinaceus (little skate) is the source of this 4787-nucleotide messenger RNA. RefSeq lists its product as uncharacterized. The record is from RefSeq and is a predicted model, not a curated record. The coding region runs from base 2372 to 3286 and encodes 304 amino acids. Lineage: Eukaryota; Metazoa; Chordata; Chondrichthyes; Rajiformes; Rajidae. The transcript has 2 exons.